CUCGUCGUCGGCGGACUCGUCAAGCACUCGCUCCACGACGUCCACCACGGCCUCCUCGUCCUCUCGUCGUCGCGCGCCAUCAUGCGCCUCGUCGUCGAGUCGCUCAAGAACCGCGUCGGCCGAUUGCGCCCCGACUUCUUCUCGCGCUGCGCGUGGGACGCGACGGCCCACGCGUGCAUGGGCCCCGUCGGCCUCGUCAAGGACGGCCGCCGCUCGUUCCCGUCGGGCCACUCGUCGACGGCGUGGCAAGGCCUGCUCGUCCUCGCGCUGUACCUCGCCGGCAAGAACGGCGCGUUUGCGUUCGCGGCACCUUUCCCUCGGUCAGGCGUCCUCCAGUCGCGCCUCCUGCGGCUGUCGCUCGUCGUCGCGCCCCUGUUCCUCGCCGGGUGGAUCUGCGUCACGCGCCUCGAGGACCACUACCACCACCCGACCGACGUCCUGACAGGCUCGCUCCUCGGCGCGCUGUCGGCCCUCGUCGCGUACUCGACCUACUACCCGAGCCCGUUC
Molecule: messenger RNA, 507 nt
Organism: Rhodotorula graminis WP1
Lineage: Eukaryota; Fungi; Basidiomycota; Microbotryomycetes; Sporidiobolales; Sporidiobolaceae
Exons: 3
Biological process (GO): phospholipid metabolic process
Molecular function (GO): phosphatidate phosphatase activity
Source: RefSeq, a predicted model, not a curated record